CACUUGCACAUAAUAAAAUUAUAACAAGAAAUUGAGGACGUCUGUAAAAGAUGAAAUCUAUAACUUGUUCCUCUUUUUUUGUUAUUUCACAGGACUCUUUCCUCACAUCUUCAACCUGGCCACACAAGGGCGAAUAUCUGUGAAUGCGACCUGUGGGGAGCGGGGCCCCGAGACAUACUGCAAGCUGGUAGAACAUGUGCCCAACGAGUCCGAAGACUACCCACAAUGCCGUGUGUGCAAUGCUCAGGGUUUCGUCAAAGCGGACCGGCACCCGAUACAAAAUGCAAUAGACGGGACUGAAAGCUGGUGGCAGAGUCCAAGCAUAGCGAACGGGAUGCAAUACCACUGGGUCACAAUCACGCUAGACCUCGGUCAGAUCUACCAAGUAGCCUAUGUGAUCGUCAAAGCUGCAAAUUCACCGCGGCCGGGGAACUGGAUCCUGGAGCGCUCCUUAGAUGGGGAAAUGUACAAGCCCUGGCAGUACUUUGCGAUUUCAGAGAGCGAGUGCGUUAAAGAGUACGGCAUCGUUCCGUCGCGGGAUAUGCACCGCUUCUCGCGGGACGAUGAGGUCUCAUGCACGUCGCUCUACUCCAAGUUAGAACCGCUAGAGAAUGGCGAGAUACACACGUCAAUUAUUAAUGGGAGACCUACUGCUACAAAUCCGAGCCAAGUUUUAAUAGAUUUCACUUCAGCCCGCUUCAUCAGACUCCGCCUUCAACAGAUCCGGACAUUACAUGCUGACCUCAUGACCUUUAACAGUAGAGGGAUUAGAUACGUUGAUACCAUUGUAUCAAGAAGGUACUAUUAUUCCAUCAAAGAUAUAUCCAUAGGAGGGCAGUGUAUAUGUUUCGGCCAUGCAGAGCAGUGUGUGUUGAAUCCUUCUGCUGGUCCUAAUGAUCUGGCACUGAAAUGUAUAUGUGAGCAUAAUACCUGCGGUGAUCAAUGUAACCAAUGCUGCAGGGGUUUUCAGCAAUUUCCAUGGCGACCAGGCAAUACUGACUUUGGCAAUAGCUGUAGACCUUGUAAUUGUCAUGGGCACGCUGAUGACUGUUACUAUGACGCCAAGGCCGACGCCCAGAGCCUCAGCAUAGAUGAAGAUGGGAACUACAAUGGGGGAGGAGUUUGUGUAGCUUGCCGCGACAACACGGAUGGACUCAACUGCCAGACAUGCCGAGAUGGAUUCUACCGCCCUCUAGGGGUGGAGCCUACUGAUCCCUCGCCAUGUAGAGAGUGCAGAUGCAGUGCCAUCGGUACACAGCCAGAUUCUAACAACAACUGUGUGAAGGACGAGCGGAGCCAAGUCAAUGAUAUGAAUCCAGGGGACUGUUUCUGUAAGGAGGGCUACGCUGGCCCAAGCUGCGACAGGUGCGCUCGUGGUUACCGUGGUUACCCGGACUGUGAGAAGUGUCUGUGCAGCAAUGCUGGCAGUUCUAAUGAAGACCCAUGUGAAGGGCCAUGUGUAUGCAAGCCUAAUGUGGAAGGAUCUAACUGUGACGUGUGUAAGAGAGGGUUCUUCAACCUCGCAGGUGAUAACUCUGAUGGAUGUGGGGAGUGCUACUGCUUUGGCAUCACUACUGAAUGUACCAGUGUACCCUGGGGAAUCGAACAGGUAACCACGCUGACGGGAUGGUUUGUGACUAACGUAGAGCGUUCAUCCUAUGCCUUCCCUGAUACCACGGGCGUGGACAUGCUCUCUAUCAACCAUUACAAGGCGCUGGAAGACCUGGGGGAUGGCAUCUAUUAUUGGUUGGCUUCCAGAGAGUAUCUUGGUAACAAGCUAUCAUCUCAUGGAGGUUACCUGACAUUCACUGUGAGUUACAGCAUUCAGAGAGGGGACGUAUACCAACAACCAACCAGAGAUGCAGACAUCGUCAUCGAGGGUGACCGUCUGCGUCUCUACCAGAGCUUCUUGUACAUACGUCCCGAGGAGGAGCGGACAGCCAGGAUCCAGAUGGCUGCUACGAAUUGGUUCGUCCUGACCCCUGAUGUUGACCUCUCGGCCGGGGUCAUGGGUCGUAGGGCAACACCAGAGGAGUUCAUGAGGGUCUUGUCUGAUGUGAGAGCGCUGCUGAUCAGGGCUUCAUAUAAUACUAGACCAAUAGAAUCAAGGUUAAAGAAUGUUGUUCUUGAGGAGGUCCAGAGGACAGCGGUGACUGCAUCGUUCCUAGCCAGUGUAGAGCAAUGUGAAUGUCCACCAACCUAUGAGGGUUUUUCAUGUGAGUCAUGCGAGUACGGAUACCGGCGUGUGAACAACGCCCUCUACGGUGGGGUUUGUGAAAGGUGCGACUGUAACAACCAUUCCCCGGAAUGCGAUCCUUACAUGGGAGAAUGCUCACAAUGUGAUCACAACACAUAUGGACCUCACUGUGAGUCCUGCUUGCCUGGUUUCUAUGGUGAUGCAACAUCCGGUCUAGCUGAUGCCUGCCAGCCCUGUGCUUGCCCCAGGGAGGACCAGGGAUCAAGUUUCAGCCCUACCUGUAUAGCUGAUGAUCGAUAUGGGUUUGUUUGUAAUCAGUGUGCUACUGGCCAUGGAGGACCGAGAUGUGAUAAAUGUGUGGAUGGUUUCUAUGGCGACCCCAUGACCACCGGCCUAGCCUGUAGGCCCUGCUCGCUCAACUGUAACGGUAACCUUGACACCUCUUCACCGGGCAGCUGCGAUACCUACACAGGGGCGUGUCUCCUCUGCAGAGAAGGGUCCGUCGGGGACCACUGUCAGAGGUGCGCCCUCGGCUUCUACGGGGAUGCCAUCCAGAGGACCUGCCAAGCAUGCCAGUGUCACGAGGCAGGUUCCCUUUACCCUCAGUGCGACGAGGUCACAGGGUCAUGUCAGUGCAGGUCAAAUGUCACAGGUCGGCAAUGCGACACCUGCUCGCCUGGACACUUCAACCUAAGCACCAGGGGUUGCCAGUCAUGUGACUGCCAUCCUACUGGCUCAUUGGACGAUACCUGUGAUGUCAUCACGGGACAGUGCAGUUGCAAGCUAGGUGUAUCUGGCCGGCUCUGUGACCAGUGUAUGGCAGGUUUCUGGAACUUUGGAGAGAACGGUUGCCAAUCCUGUGAAUGUGAGCAGUCUGGAGGUCUAUGUGAUUCUUUGACUGGUCAGUGUGGUUGUCCAGCCAACGUCAUUGGUCAGCGGUGUGACUCCUGUGCUCCUGAGACAUGGGGAUAUAACUCUGUGUUUGGUUGUAAGCCAUGUAACUGUAGUGAUGUAGGAUCAUCAAGUCAGCAGUGUGAUCUUAUUACAGGACAGUGCAGGUGCUAUAAAAGCUACGAAGGGAGGCAAUGCAAUUCCUGUGGAUUUGGUUACUAUGGUUACCCAAAAUGCCGCAAGUGCCGUUGCAGUCGAAGAGGACGGGACCCAUCUACCUGCAGGGGUGAUCUCUGUGAUUGCAAUGAGGAGGGCAACUGCAUGUGUAAAGCCAACAUCCAGGGAAAGAAAUGCAGUAAGUGUUCCAAAGGCAGCUUCAGUCUUCAACCCAAGCUACCCUCCGGCUGUACCAGCUGCUUCUGUUUCGGGGUCUCAGAGAAGUGCGAUCAAGCUGACUACAUCAUAAGCAGGAUCGAAAUGGCAGAGGAGGAUGCUAGUGAGCUGUUUGUCAGUGAUGCUAACAGAUUGAGAAGAACACAGACUGGUGUAACUCACUACUCAGCUGGAGGGGGUGUGAACAUCACUGCUGCACAGGUGGCUCUGAGGACCAGAGACGUGUACUGGAACCUGCCUCCGGUAUUCCUGGGCAACAUGGUAACUGCUUACGGAGGUAUGAUCAAGUACAAGAUAGACUACACCGAGCCCAAGAACGUUGACGGCUGGUCUGAAGCCAGACCUUAUCUACCUCACAUCAUGCUGGUAGGAGAGGUCCACUCUCUCGUCAUCCCGGUCUCAAAUCUCAAUGGAAAGUCUAGGCCAAAGCUGGAACUCUUUGAGUACAAUUUUCUUCACCUAGGCACCGGCGACGCCCCUACCAGGGAAGAGUUCAUGAUGGUCCUCCAAGAUGUUCAAGCGAUUCUUGUUCCUGCUGCUCAGACCUACCAGACCAUAUCCUCAAGGAUAUCCAGUGUGUACAUGGAAGUGGGAGCUCCUAGAGGCAACGACACCACCAGUCUUACAGUACUAGGGAUAGAGGAAUGUAAAUGCCCUAAAGGAUACAGAGGCACAUCAUGCGAGGAGUGUAUGACGGGCUAUGUGAGGGUUCAAGAGGGACCAUAUCUGGGUAGAUGUGAGCUGUGUACCUGUCAUAAACAUUCAGAUGUCUGCAACGAUGGAAACGGCAAGUGCCAGGAUUGUCAACACAAUACUACAGGUUCCAGAUGCCAUCUGUGUGCUCCUGGUUUCUAUGGCGAUGCUACCAGAGGACAGAGUGAUGACUGCCAACCAUGUGGAUGCCCUCUCAAUAUCUUAUCCAACAAUUUCAGCCCAUUGUGUGAGACAGCAGAGGAUGGUGGUUACAUCUGUACAGCCUGCCCUAGAGGGUACAGUGGCAGAUACUGUGAAAGGUGUGCUGUUGGUUAUUAUGGCAACCCACUUAUCCCUGGUGGAAGCUGCCACCCCUGUGGAUGCAAUGAGUAUGGCUCAAACACCACAGUGUGCAAUGGCACCACUGGACAGUGUCAUUGCAUUGCGGGGGUGUCAGGACGCAGCUGUGACGAGUGUAGCCCAAGGCAUGUCAUAACAGGCGACGGAUGUACCUCUUGUGAUGACGGCUGUACUGGACCUCUACUUGAUGCUCUGGAUAAGAUGAGGGAUGAUGUUAAGAAUCUUAACACCUCACGCUUCAUCCCUCCUCCUUGGCCCAUCCUAAUGGGCCUUACCGAUGACAGAAACCAACUCCAGGAUCAGGUAGAUUCAUAUAACCGAGCUGUGAUUGCCGCCAAUGAAUUGAUUGCAUCCCUCCCAAACGGCACCAAUGAUCUGAGCGCACAAACAAGAAGGCUCAUGAGGAAGCUUGAUAACGAUGCCGGAGGGAUUGAGCUGGUUGCUAUGAAUGCAUCAGACGUCACUCUCAGGGCAAGACAGCUAAAUGAGCAAGUCAACGCAACCUACAAGCUCAUCAAUGAAACUGUGGCUCUGUUCAAGGACCAGUUCUUGAACCAAGGUCUUGUACCUGCCAGGGAGAAUGCACAGCUUAUCAACAGAGCCACAGGAAUUCUUGAAGAACUACGGGACAGGACCUUCGUAGAGAUGCAGGUGGCUGCAUUAGAAGAAAGAAGAUUGGCCAACCUAACUCUUGACAAGACCAGCAAUGGCUAUGCUGAAAUGCUCCGAGAUCUGUAUGCUAAGAUCGGCCAGGCUAUGGAGGACUUGAAUGAUUUAGUUCUCAAGCUUGAUGAACUUCUCAUCAGAUGCAGAAUGGCUGAUAGAAUCUCCAAAGAUGCGUUUGAUGCCAUCAAUAGUGCAAAUGAUUCUUUGAAUGCCUUUCAGAACAUGACUGGUAUAAUCCAAGAGAAGAAGCAACAGAGUGAAAGUGAUGUGCAGGAUGCAGAACGUCUCUUGCAGGCUGCUCAGGAUCUACUGAGGAUGGCUAAUAACACUUAUCAGACGUCUGAAGCUGAGCAUGGGAACUUGAGUUUGGUUCUGCCUGAUCUGGUUCUGAGAUCUGAUCAGAGUGACAUUGAUCUGAUGGUGCUGGGUGAGGAUGCUGACAUGGCUAUGGAACAUGCUAUAGAACUCUACAACAGAUCAGUGCUCCUGGAAAACCUUCUGCUUCCCACCCAGCAGCAUGCGCAAGGUUCUCUUGAAGCAGAAAGGGCGUACUCUGACAUUGUGACAGCUAUCAACGAGGCCCAUAAUGCAUCACUGAAAGCCAAGAGGACAGCGGAUGAGGCACACAAAAAGGCUUACGCCAACGACUCUCGAUCUCUAAGCCAGCAAGCCAAGGAUCUCAAGGACAAAGGCUUCAACCAACUCCAACAGACAUUGUCCCUUGAAGCUGACCUCCAGACUAUGACCUCUGAACUUGCUGGCCUCCGAGGUCAGGUGGAGGAGGUCAACGCUAUUCAAGAUGAGGCCAGUCAAGGAUUGGACGACAUAAAACAAGCUCUGCCACCAUUAGAACAAGACAUAGCGAGCGACGCCCAGAGAUCCAUCAACAGCUCCAUGAGGGCGACAAACAUGGCGACCAAGGCUGCGGACAGGUCAGCAAGGGUCACGGAACGAGCAGCAGGACUCAAGGAGAAACUUGAUGGGAUUGGUGGGAAGUACCAGGCGUACAUCAAUGUUACUGAUGACAUAGCUAAUUCAGUUGAGGCAUCCGCUGGCAUGGUGGAUGAGAUGGGUAUGAAGAUGGGAACGUUGCGCAAUCAAGCCCUUCACAUAGAAACACAGAGGGCACCUAUGGAGCUGAACCUGAGACAGCUGAGAGACAAGAUUAGACAUGCAAGGACUGAGGCAUCUAGGAUCAACGUAGCCCUGCUUUGUAGAGGUGACUGUGCAAGGAGUUACAGACCUCGAGCAUCCAGCACGGCCUUCAAUGCUCUGGUGCUCAACAUCAACAUCUCAGGACCAAACAACAUGAUCUUCUACGUCGGCAACAACAUUACAGGUGACUAUCUAGCAGUGGAGACCAUUGAGGGUCAGGUCAGGCUAAGCUGGGAUCUAGGAUCAGGGAGGGGCGAGGUUGUGCACCCCUCCAACCUGUCAGCUAAUCAAGACUGGUAUAGAAUCAAUAUAGAAAGAUUUGCCAACACUGCCUCUCUCAAAGUGGAAGAUUCCUCCCAGGCUAAGACCUCUAAUGGGAGCACAGUGACAGGUGUCUCUCCAGAGGGUAGGAAUGUUCUGGAUGUGAGGGAGGACAGCAAUCUAUUCAUCGCAGGGAUCCCACCCAACUUUGAUAUUCCUGAGCUUUCUACCAAGUCUUUCAAUGGCUCCAUAGGAGAGGUGAUCUUUGAUGAUGUGGCCAUUGGACUCUGGAACUUCAAAACUUCGCAAGGACCUGGGGAGGGCAGCUUCAGAAGCCCAAUUAUGAGUACAAGUACUGCAGAACCAGGGGCCUACUUUGAUGGUACAGGAUAUGCGAAGCUCAGGCAGCCACCACUCUGGGACGAGUACAUAAAUUCACUCAACUUUGACAUCAAGACGUUGUCAGAGAAUGGGCUGCUGUUUUACAGUGCUUCUGAGGAUCAGGUGAGGGGGAAUGGGGGAGAACAGAGAGAUAAGAACAAGAGAUGA
Molecule: messenger RNA, 7165 nt
Organism: Strongylocentrotus purpuratus (purple sea urchin)
Lineage: Eukaryota; Metazoa; Echinodermata; Echinoidea; Camarodonta; Strongylocentrotidae
Product: laminin subunit alpha-2
Exons: 47
Coding region: 335-7165 (2276 amino acids)
Biological process (GO): regulation of embryonic development; regulation of cell migration; axon guidance
Cellular component (GO): basement membrane
Molecular function (GO): extracellular matrix structural constituent; signaling receptor binding
Source: RefSeq, a predicted model, not a curated record